This is a messenger RNA of Anoplopoma fimbria (sablefish), 1473 nucleotides long. RefSeq names its product FKBP prolyl isomerase like (gene fkbpl). Gene Ontology annotation, molecular function: protein binding. Bases 119 to 1270 code for a protein of 383 amino acids. The transcript has 6 exons. NCBI's taxonomy places the organism in Eukaryota, Metazoa, Chordata, Actinopteri, Perciformes, Anoplopomatidae. The record is from RefSeq and is a predicted model, not a curated record.
GCCUUGAUCUCAACCACCAGGAAUAUAGAAAUGUAGCAAACAUAUAACGUUAUAGUAACUUACUUUAGAGGCGGACAACAGAUCUUGACUUGGAGGACGAGGAAAUGUGGACACAAGGAUGCAUGAAGUGAAGAGUCUCGGAGACUUGGAGUGCGACGCUGGCUCCAGUGAUGAGAUGGAUCCUCGUCCCCCUUCUGAAACACAGCAUGGCAACAAUGUCACCUCUUGGGUGUCUGUGUGUCCCAGAGGCCUCUGGAAAGUCCAGCAAAAGCAGACCCACAAAGGGAGUCAACAGACUGUUUCUAAUUCUGGAGAUGGUGCAUAUUGUUCAUCCAGUUACUGUCCAAGGUUGGGUUCACUGUGUCAAGUCCGAGUGCGGCUCAAAGCCGGUCAGGAUGAAGCUGAGAGGGGAAGUGAGUGUCAGUCAGUCCAACCUGACCAAUGGGUCACGGAGACAGAGGCCACAGCCUUCCCAAGAUGCCAGGACUCUGUGCUGCAGAUCCCACUGAGUGACUGGACAACGUUGAGGCUAGGAGAGGGUCAGUGCGAUAUCACAGAGGCAUGUUUGGAGGGGAUGAAAGCAGGAGAGAAGUGUGAGAUACAGAUUUCUCCACUGCGAAAUGGACCAGAUGUCUCUGUCCCACAUCCUGCUGAGGAAAACCUGUCUUUAUGUGCCACAGUCGAACUCAACGCUUUCACACCAGGCAAGGAAUCCUGGGAGUUGUCUCCUGUCGAAAAGUGUCAGUGGGUGAAGUCACACAAAGAUAGGGGCGGAGUGAGAUUCAGGAGCGGGGAUGUUUGGGGAGCAGCAGACAGCUACAGCCGGGCCCUCAAACUUCUCAUCACUCUACAUUGGCAUGUUAAAGAUGUGGAGAAGAAAGGACUAGAGCAAGAAGCAGAAGAGCAGAGAGACACAAACACUGGUGAUAAAAUACAGCAACUUCCUUCAGCUAAUGAAUUCAAAACCCUUAAAGCAGAGCUCUACUCAAACAUGUCCUUGUGCCAGCUCAAAUUGAACCAACCACAGCUGGCCAAGGCCAGUGCGACUAAAGCCACUCAUCUGGAAACGGGUGGGGCUAAAGCCUGGUACCGGAUGGGCCAAGCCUGCCUGAUGUUGAAUGAGCUGGAGGAGGCCAGGCAGGCAUUUAGAAAACUGUUGGAGCUACAGCCAGAAUCACCUGCUGCUCUGAAGGCACUUAAAGACAUAGCAAGUAGAGAGAAAGAGAUAAAUGCACAGUUGGGCCUUAGACUCAGCAAAAUGUUCAGCUGAUGAUGAAAUAUUUUCCAUUUAUUAUCAUAUGUAAUGUGUAGAAUGGUACAUUUCUUCUCAUGAUUCGCCAUUAAAUGAAAGUGUAUGUAGAGCAACUGCAUCAGCUCAAAAGUGAAGCUAUUCAUCUGUGAAUGCACAUUUUUCUUCCAACACAUUGCUGCCUGUAUAUGAGAUGCCUGAAUGCAACUUAAAAGUAAAAACCA